Molecule: messenger RNA, 2025 nt
Organism: Micropterus salmoides (largemouth bass)
Lineage: Eukaryota; Metazoa; Chordata; Actinopteri; Centrarchiformes; Centrarchidae
Gene: baalcb
Product: BAALC binder of MAP3K1 and KLF4 b
Exons: 5
Coding region: 622-1161 (179 amino acids)
Cellular component (GO): cytoplasm
Source: RefSeq, a predicted model, not a curated record
UCAAAAUAGGCUACAAUAUUUUUGCUGUUUACACUUGCCAAUGGGCCAAAAAUGCAGUUUGAUUAAUGGUUUUCAAGCAAAAAACAACAACAACCCGUUUCAAUGACCACUGUAUUAGGAUUUUACCUGGCAACAGCUGAGGCAAUCCCCUUUUACUUCAAUUUAAAGAAUGACACAACAUCAUCUUCAUGGCAAAAGGCUGGAGGAUUUAACAAUAACUGUGUCUUCAUAAAUAAACUUGUUCCAGUAAAGAGGAGGGAUGAAGGAGCAGGCGAUGCGGACAGACGCGCAGCCUGUUGUUACCGACCGGAAGGAGUUUCAUUAUUGACAAUAUGUUACAGGUCUGUCUGCAGCCGACACGGAGGACGAGCACCGAGACAAAAACAGGGAGUUUCCAUCAUCAGUGAUUAACUAGUUUGGAUGGUUGACCGCCUGCUGUGUAAUACGGUCUCCUUGAUCUAACUGACCAUCAAGAAGAUGCUGACACUCAACUUAACACAAAAAGUGACCACUCAACCUACUCUUUGAAGUAAUUGGAGCCUGAUCUUAUGAGGACACUGGGUUUCUCUUGCAGCUGUGCUAUGGUAAAAAGUCCAGCUGAGCUGUCCCUGAGGCAGAGCUAUGGGCUGUGGGGGCAGCAGGACUGACGCUCUGGAGCCUCGAUACCUGGAGAGCUGGACCAAGGAGACUGAGUCUACGUGGCUGACGAGUACAGACACUGAUAUCCCCCUGUCGUCCAUCCAGAGCAUCCCUUCUGAGAACUCGGAGGCCGGCUCCACCUCUGAGAAAACAAUCAGCCCUGAUUUCUUUGAGGACAGCCUCCCUCUACCUGCUCAGGCUUACCUGAAGGUCUGUUCAGCCGUGUCAGAAGCCAAUCUGAACGACGCGAAGCCCAGCAGCCCCCCUGCAAUACUGGGCUCUCCAACCAAGGAGGCCGUGUUACCGUCAUCUGGCACCACAGUGCAGCGCAGAAGUGUUCUACACACUGAAGAGAUUACAAAAUGGCAGGACAAUCGGAUGUCGACCAAGCAGGUAACCAUCACAGUGACACAGAGCAUCCAUCAGGUGGACAAGAACGGGAAGGUGAAGAAGUCCCUCACCACUUACGAGGUUAUGAAACCUGUGGAAACCCUCAAACAGGUGGCCACACAAAACACUUGAGCGCAAGGGACACUGGGAGAAGCCAAAGAAAAACUGUGAAAUAAGUGAAGCGAUUGUGUAUUUGUGGAAAAAUCUUUACAGUCUGAUGGCUGACGAAAGCACAGCAAGGAUGCGUGACUCUGCUCUGAGACUAUGAACUGUACAAUUUAGAUUGUCAUAUUGAAAACAUGUUUCUUUUAAAAAAAGACCUUCAACUAGGCCAUAUUGUAUUUAAUACUGUAAGAUCUAUUUCUAGGGUGCCUGAGUUUGACUUUACUUUGACACGUUGAAGACAUUGAUAUGUAAAACUGUAGGUUGGUCAGAGAAAAUACAAAACAUACAUUUUACACUACACACAGUGUCAGGCCAAAAAUAAAUGAAAAAUUCAUAGUAUUCUGUAUUCAGCAAAAAGCAAGAAAAAAGCAUUUUUAAUCCCAAUUUAUAAGACGCUUUUAGGAUAAAUAUGUGUGUAAAUCUAUUAUUAAAGUAUUAUUUCACUUCAUUGAAUAUUCACAAAUGAUAAAUAUUUUGCAGUUUUGUUAUUUGACAUGUAGCUGCUGCUGUGCUACAAUCUGUAUGGCUCAGGAAACAGAAACUGGCUGAUGAUUGCACUAUUUACAGUGAAGCCUUGGACAGGAGUUUGUGAUGACGACAAUGUAAAAAGUUGUCUUACUACAUCGUGUUGUUUUGUACAAUACAGUGUUACAUUUUUUUAUGUAGUCAUUCGUGUUUUCUAAUGACAAAUAAUGAAACAUUUAUGGUCCUUAUAAGGGUUGAGCUAGUACUCGGCUGAUUGUGUAUCCGGUACAGAUAAUGUACUUUUUACAAGUAUGAGUAUCAGAGUAAAAUGUGUAUAUCCGUUUUCUAAUAAACAAUAAAUAUAAA